AUGUUGGCACGUCUAAACGAGUCUAGGCGCAAGUCGUCAUCUACAGCACCGCGAAGGGAUUCUGGGAUCGCUGGACUGCCUUCCGACAAUUUGGAACGUGUUCGUACCGUCGAGUCGAUCCCUGAACUACCAUUGGCAUCACCAUCAGACGAGGUCGUGAACGAAAUUCUUCAAGCGACAUCCGGCGACAACCAGGAGCCAACACGCGUCUCAUAUGCAAUUUUUAGACUCCCGGCUGAGCUACGAAUCCUUAUCUACGAGCUCAUUUGGGCAGAUCUACCUUCUGAAAGCACAAUCGACCUAUUCUCUACAGCACCACCAUCUGCGGCAUUGCUGUUGACCACAAAACGACUGCACUACGAUGCUAAAGCCGUCUUCCGAGGGGCUUGUCAGCAAUACUGGUCACUCAAUACCUUUCGCCUCACGAUCGACUACAAAACAAGCUUCAGUCGCAUCCCUGCGGCUAGGUUCAUGCAUGGACCAAUACGGCAAUGCUCUCGAGACUUCGUCCAACAGGUAGAAGUGUCGGCACGGAAAGGCUGGGAGAGCAUCAGCAGGCUCGAGGCAGUCCAGCUACGACCUCAGGCUACGGUUACGACGAGACGCGUAUCGCAAAGUGGGCUGUGGAAACGGGAAACAGAGAUUUGGAUCAAUCAUGCUCUCGAGACGUCGAACUCGACGAUCAGAUUAAGAUGCAGUGGGCCAGAGUUUAGUGAUAUUGCUUUGCAGAUGGUGUCUUCUGGUGAUGCUGUGGGUAGGGACGAUUUGCUUUCCCCGUUCCCUUCUGUCAAACACCAGCUUAUGUUUCUGGCUGGAUGGUAG
Molecule: messenger RNA, 822 nt
Organism: Recurvomyces mirabilis
Lineage: Eukaryota; Fungi; Ascomycota; Dothideomycetes; Mycosphaerellales; Teratosphaeriaceae
Exons: 1
Coding region: 1-822 (273 amino acids)
Source: RefSeq, a predicted model, not a curated record